CGGCGCGGUGGGGGCGGGGAGGGCAAGAUGGCGGCGUCCCUGUGGCUGAGCGGCGGCGGGGAGCGGGUGCUGAGGCUGCUGCGGGUCGGGCGCUCGGCGCUGGGCGCGGGGCUCUCCCUCCCCGCCCGGGCAGGAUGGAGGCACUUGCACGGCACCCGGGAGCUGCUCGGUACACCUGGUAUUAAAGUUCUUAUGCCUGCACUUUCUCCAACAAUGGAAGAAGGAAACAUUGUGAAAUGGUUAAAAAAGGAAGGUGACACAGUGAAUGUUGGAGAUGCGUUGUGUGAAAUUGAAACGGACAAAGCAGUGGUUACCAUGGAAUCAAGUGAUGAUGGCAUAUUGGCUAAAAUACUGGUGGAAGAAGGAAGCAAAAAUGUUCGCUUGGGCUCACUAAUUGGUCUGCUGGUAGAGGAAGGACAGGACUGGAAACAGGUUGAAAUGCCAGCUGAUGCUGGUGAUCCAUCUUCUGUGGCUCCACCAGCACCUGCAGGUGCCUCACCUCCUGCAGGUCCUGCAGUUUCAGCCCCUCCUAAACUGCAACAUCAGCCUGGGAAAUUGCAGGUUCGCUUAAGCCCUGCAGCUCGCAACAUUCUGGAGACACAUGGACUAGAGCCAAGCAAUGUUACACCUACUGGGCCUCGAGGAAUCUUCACUAAAGAGGAUGCUCUCAAACUUCUGCAACAGAAGCAGAAAGGUAAACCCAGUGAAUUGAAACCUGUGGUUUCUCCACCUCCUGCUGCGGUGCCUUCUCCUUCACUAGCAACAGCCGUGACUUCUCCAUAUCCAAGGCCAGCAAUUCCAGCAGUUUCCACUCCAGGACAACCUGCUGCCCUGGGCACAUUCACAGAAAUCCCAGCUAGCAACAUCCGAAGAGUUAUUGCCAAGAGAUUAACGGAGUCUAAAACUACCAUACCUCAUGCAUAUGCUGCUGCUGACUGUGCCAUUGAUGCUGUUUUGAAAUUGAGGAAAGAAUUGGCCAAAGAUGACAUUAAAGUAUCUGUAAAUGAUUUUAUUAUCAAGGCAACAGCAGUUACUCUGAAGCAAAUGCCAGAUGUGAAUGUAACGUGGGAUGGGGAAGCCUGCAGGCGGCUGCAGUCCAUUGACAUCUCCAUUGCCGUGGCAACGGACCGAGGGCUCAUUACGCCAAUUAUAAAAGAUGUUGCUGCCAAGGGAAUAAAGGAAAUUGCUGCCUCUGCAAAGGCUCUAGCAAAGAAGGCUAGAGAUGGAAAACUGUUACCAGAAGAGUACCAGGGAGGAUCUUUCAGUAUCUCCAAUCUGGGCAUGUUUGGCAUCAGUGAUUUCACAGCAGUCAUAAACCCUCCUCAGGCCUGCAUCCUCGCUGUGGGCCGAGCAAGACCAGAGCUCAAGAUUGUGGAAGAUGAAGAAGGGAAUGAGAAACUUGAACAGCAUCAACUCAUGACAGUGACUCUUUCAAGCGAUGGUCGAGUGGUGGAUGAUGAACUGGCUUCAAAGUUUCUGGAGACCUUGAAAGCCAAUAUAGAGAAUCCAAUACGACUGGCCUUAAAUUAAACUUGGUGAAGAUUGCUUCCUGUUUUGACAACAUAGAUAACUAUUAUAUACUUAGGGUUGUUUUUCUGUAAAGAGGAGUAAAUAGCUGGAGAUGGACAGUUAAAAAUAUUCAAUUUAUGAAUUAAUGUGAAGCACUCAUGCUUUUAGUCUUCUGUAAUAACCAGGUUUUAUACUGUAAAGCUAAAAGACUGUAAAGUUAACAUACCACAAUUCUUUAAACACACAGUACCAAUGGCCCAUGUUUGCAUAGGAAAGUCAAUCUCAUCUGUAAAAUAAACUCAAUAAAACUUUAUGAAAUAUAAAAGGGAAUAAUAGAAUAAUUUGGGUUGGAAGGGACCUUUAAAGGUCAUUUUGUCAAGCUCCUCCUGCAGUGAGCAGGGACAUCUUCUGAGCCCCAUCCACCCUGACCUUGAAUGUUUCCAGGGAUGGGUGAUCUUCUGCCUCUCUGGGGAACCUAUUCCUGUUUUUCACCACCCUCAUUGUAAAAAUCUUCUUCCUUAUAUCUAGUUUGAAUCUACCCACUUUCAGUUUAAAACCAUCACCUGUUCUCCUACUGCAACAGGCCCUGCUAAAAAGUUUGUUCCAAUCUUUCUUAGAAGCCUCCUUUAAGUAUUGAAAAAAACACAAGUUAAUUGUGCAAGCAGUGUUCUCAUAGAGGUCCCAAUAUAAAUAGUCAAAUUUUGCUGAUUAAUGGUGUUCUUUGCAUGGAUGGAAUGUAGAUGUAAGUAGAAAGUGUUUCAUCAUGAGUGUAUAUUGAAAUGUAACUGGGAGGCUCAAGUGCAGUGGCCUGAAGUUUAACAGAAUUAGAUUGGUAUCUUUCUUACCUAUAAAUAUGGAACCACAUAUUGCAUGUAAAUGUUAGGAAAUAACUGUGUUUACAGGACCUCAUGAGAAUAUAAAUUGUCAGUAGAAUUAUGGGAGUUUGUCUUAUUCUGGUUUGUGCAAGUGCUUUUUCCUAAUGAUUUGUAGGAAUUAAUUAUGGCUGCAGCUCAACAAGUAAAACAGCUAAUUGCAAGACAACCUUUACUUAACACUGAGUUGAGAAUUUUUGCUAAAUGAGUUUGCUUCUUUUCCUUCUUCUGAUAUAAUAAAUUUCAUGAAGUAUUAAUCUGACUGUAGGGAGAGAUUUUGAUUAGAAGAUCUAGUUUACUGUGCAGGAGUGGACAUAGCUGUUCUCUAUUUCCAAGAGUUUCUUCCUGAUAAACCAUAUUAAAGAUUGGGUCCUGAGGAUUAAUUUGCAAUUUGAAAUGGUUAACUUUCAGUUUUUCCAAAGCUGUUUGUCAACCUCAUAUUACUGUGAAAAGACCAAUUUCUGGGUUGUCCUUAAUGUGCAAGAAGCUCUCAUUAUUUGCUGAAUCUGCGCUGCCCAAGAGAUUCUGCAGGGCGAUUCACGGUGUGAUUUCCUGCUUUUCACUUGUGCACGCGUCGCUGCCGUGGUGCUGUGUGUUCCCCGGCAGCCCUCGGCCGUGCUCCCGGGGGUGAGGGCUGCGUGGCUGCUCUGCGCUGCUCCCGUUCCGCGUGGAGCGCGUUCCCUUCGUGCUUCGAGCCGCUGCUUUCCCUGCGCUCCCGGAGCCACUGCAAGGCGCUGUUGCACGUAAGUAUGGCAUGUGUGUCCCGUCUCACCCUUGCGGGUGCUCGCAUCCCUUGUGCUGUCCCAGCAGGCAAGGCAGCUUCUCCAGGUUAAAUAAACUUUUGUAGCUUUGGAACUGGGCAAGGCUAAUACAGGCUUGAAUUCCAAUUUCUUUACACCUGCCUGCUUGCCAGCAUUGUAAUUUGACGUGGAUAUGAUUUGUCAGUCGUCAGCCUGUGAAGGAAAUGUGUGGAAUUUAGACAAGUGAUAGCAGUCAGAUCUCCUUAAUUCAGAGGAAAUGUACCCUUUGGCAACAACUACCACUUAAGCAGAAGUGAGACAACAAAUACCUGCCCAUACAGAUUCAAAUUUAACAUUUAGUAUCUUCUUGAUGAUUUGGGAUAGGGAUAAUGGGUAAAAUGGCCAGAAAGUGAAUCAUUUGUAAUGGGUAUGCUUACUUUUGAAGCAAAUUUGUCUCAAAGUAAAAUUUUCACAGUUGAAAAAUUUAGCUUUUUGUGUUUUAUUCUUUCAAAUGUCUUCUGUCGGCCUAUUCUUUACAUACCAAAGCAAGAAAUGCAAUGAAGACAUCUACUUUCUUGAGUAAUUUAAAAAACCAUAAAAAUGAAGUAGUAUACUAAUAUGUGCUGGAAAUGUGUGCCUUUAGGAUACUUACUAUCUUUGUAUCAUUUCCCAUUGCAGGAAGCAUGAUUAGGAAAAAAAUAAAGGGUAGCUAUUUGGGACUUUGUUGGCAAAUCUUGAACUGUGUGUCAUGCUUUAAUCCCUAAUUGCAAUGUCAGAAUAUUUGACUUUUAGGUUGUUUUCUUUUUUUUUUUCCCCUGCAAUCGACUCCUUAUGAAAUAAAAUUUCUUUAAUUUA
Molecule: messenger RNA, 3976 nt
Organism: Corvus hawaiiensis (hawaiian crow)
Lineage: Eukaryota; Metazoa; Chordata; Aves; Passeriformes; Corvidae
Gene: PDHX
Product: pyruvate dehydrogenase complex component X
Exons: 11
Coding region: 28-1530 (500 amino acids)
Biological process (GO): pyruvate decarboxylation to acetyl-CoA
Cellular component (GO): mitochondrion; pyruvate dehydrogenase complex
Molecular function (GO): dihydrolipoyllysine-residue acetyltransferase activity
Source: RefSeq, a predicted model, not a curated record